Messenger RNA from Meloidogyne enterolobii, 704 nucleotides. NCBI's taxonomy places the organism in Eukaryota, Metazoa, Nematoda, Chromadorea, Rhabditida, Meloidogynidae. The record is from the annotation of a GenBank genome assembly.
AAAAAUGAAUCGUGUUUUAAAUUAUUUUGCACCAAGAAAUUCAUUUAUCGCUGAAAGAAUACGUUUUGGUGAGAAUUUUCGUGAAAUGAAAGUUUAUUGGACUGCUUUUGCUCCGAUGAGUGAAGGAACGGAGAAAUUUGUGGAAAAUUAUUUGCCAAUAAUUAGAGAGAACAAUCCUCAAAUUAAAUUUACGUUACAAAGGGGUUAUGUUAGUGUUGAUCCGUGGCUUAUUGGAAUUUUUGAAUUUGAGCGUAAAAGAAUUCAUCGUCUCUGCUGGAAAGAUCCUUGCCAAAUUUUGACGAUGGUAGAACAAUUUGCUGAGGGUGGAGAUUACCGAUCAAGUUUUCGCUGCAAAGUUGCCACAAUUCUCCCUCGUGGCCUUCAAAUUUGGGACUGUGAAACUAAAGGUCACGACAUAUUUACUGUCUAUAGUAAAUGGAAAGCUGACCCUCCUGAUCCAAAUUUAUUAACUUCUGCCACACAUCCACAUUUGUGUUAUAGAGGGGUUAGAACACACAGAAAGAAACCUAGAAAAGUUAAACAAUACAAGAAAUAAAAUUUGAAAAAAAUUGUUUUUUUUAUUUGUGGGGUUUUUUGUUUAAUUAGUGGAAAUAAUAAAUUUUGAAUUAAAAAAUUUUUUAAAAUGUAAAGAAGGGUGAUAUUUAUACUUUUGCUGGGCAAUCGCACUUUAAUAGACAAUUGCA